This is a messenger RNA of Drosophila guanche, 608 nucleotides long. RefSeq names its product UPF0587 protein GA18326. The coding region runs from base 60 to 551 and encodes 163 amino acids. The record is from RefSeq and is a predicted model, not a curated record. Gene Ontology annotation, molecular function: zinc ion binding. The transcript has 2 exons. Lineage: Eukaryota; Metazoa; Arthropoda; Insecta; Diptera; Drosophilidae.
GCUGGCAGCAUCGCCAAACAGCUGUUUGCACCUUCAAAUAUCAAAUAAAUAUUGCAGAAAUGGUGCGCGUGGGACUCCAAAUAUCCGCCACCUUGGAGAACAUAGACAAAAUAGAGACGUGCCAUCCAGACUAUUCAUUCUUCGUGAAGUUGACCUGCAGCAACUGCGGCGAGCAGUCAGACAAAUGGCACGACAUAACCGAAUCGGAGCGGGUGCAGCAAGACACUCGCAACGCGGCCGGCUUUAACUUUUUCAUGAAGUGCAAAAUGUGCAGCCGGGAGAACAGCAUUGAUAUUGUGGAAAAGUCGAACGUUCCUUACACAGCGGGUGAUAGUGGAAAUCUUAAGACCAUCGUCAUAUUUGACUGCCGCGGCCUGGAACCUGUUGAUUUCUCCCCCCGCUCUGGAUGGAAGGUUUUCUCCUCCGAAAAUGGCCAGUCCUUUGAGGAUGUCGAUCUAUCGGAAGACGACUGGGUGGAGUACGACCAGAAGAAUAACAACUCCGUAGGAGUCUACGAGUUUGCCUCAAAGUUCGUCAAGCUUAAGAAGUGAUCAGUGACUGUUUCUCUUUAUUCAAUAUUAUGAAUAAAUACGUGGAAUACGCUCUCA